Molecule: messenger RNA, 12882 nt
Organism: Aphanomyces invadans
Lineage: Eukaryota; Oomycota; Saprolegniomycetes; Saprolegniales; Verrucalvaceae
Exons: 19
Coding region: 64-11205 (3713 amino acids)
Biological process (GO): protein retention in Golgi apparatus; protein targeting to vacuole
Cellular component (GO): extrinsic component of membrane
Molecular function (GO): protein binding
Source: RefSeq, a predicted model, not a curated record
AACAGAACGAACAGAGGAGCUCAAGAUUGACGAGGGCCGCACUCUACAGGAAAGCAAGACAAGAUGAUCCAGCAAGCCCUUGCGUUGAUGCUCCAGCGCUUGCUGGGAAAAUUCCUUACGCUAGAUUCAUCACAACUGAACCUGAGCAUUUGGGACGGCGACCUCACCUUCAAGAACAUCCAAUUGAAACUCGGGUACGGACGGGGCGAUGUUGGCGAACUUCAGAUUCAAGUGCCCUGGCGAUCACUGUGGAGCCAACCGGUGGUGAUAAAGGCCCAACACAUUCGAAUCUAUGCACAUGCAAACUCUGAACCACCAGACGGAACGACACAGCAGACUGCCGCUCCCGCAGCAACAGACGAACAGGACAAAACAUACUUGUCGAAGCUGCUUGCAUGCAUCGUGGGGAAUGUUCAAAUUGAACUCGACGACAUUGUAAUCCAAUACGAAUGCAAUGACGAAGUCCGAGACAAGGCUGCAGGGUACGCCGUGUGCUCGAUUGAUCGCGUCGAGCUUCAAAACGUUGGAGGAGAUUGGGUACCGACGUUUGUCGACCCAAAUCAAGGCGGGAAUGUCUCACGCAAGCGGCUGCAAAUUUACGGCAUUUCGUCGUACGUCGUCUUGUAUUCAGAUAUGUCCCGGUACUACUUUCUGCAUAACUGGUCCAGCGACAUCAAGGUGACACUGUCAUACCAAAGCGCGAGUGCCACUGUGCCGGACGUCGACGUUCAACUGGGCUUUUCCUCGAAGACAACGUCAGCACUAUCCUGCAAAUCGUGUGCAAAAUCGACGGCUACGGCAAAUCAUUUGCCAGUGCAUAUCGAAUAUGCUCACAUCGACGUCUUGAGUGCGAUUUUGGGUGAAGUGAAGGCCCCGUUUGACCAGUACGGUCAAUUUUCCAAGCUUACCCCGAGCAAAGUCCAAGGGUUUGCUUUGGUGCUAACGUAUGCGAAGCAGUGGUUGCUCUCAGAUUGCAUCGACGAUUCGUCCAACGGCAAGACAUCCUACAGCGACGAUGACGAAGACGACGUGUUUGAAGACGCCAUCGCCCCCCCAAGUCUGAGCGUUCGGAUGGCUCUGGAAACUCCCCUCGAGAUAUCAGUGAUUCCCCGAGAUGCUGUUGCCAACCUUCACUGGUCCAGCUUUGUUGAUGGCGUUCAAUUUCAAUGGCGACAAACGUGUGUGGAGACAGAGAUUCAAGUGGGGAUUUGCUCUAUUCUGGUACAAGAAAUUGACGACGAACGCCAAGACUUUAUCGUACAGCACCGCGUUGUGGACUCUACCCCAUGCAUUCAAUUUUCAUGCACGCUGCCCGAAUUGGAAAGUCUCCGUGUUGGGGCACCUACGCGUGUGACGUGCUGGAUGGACAAUGCGCUGACGAUUAAACUGAGCGACAAGUGUGUCACCGAGUGGGGUGUAUUAGCGUCACCUCUCUGGGAAUGGUACGAGACGUGGGACCAGCAACAGCCAACUGUAGCGCAAAAUCAAUCGACCACAAACGAGACAGAGUCUCUGGUUGUGUUUGACAUUCGACUGAACUCAUUGAAGGCCACUGUCAACGUCACGCCGUCGUUUUUUUUGGGAGCACAAGUGGAUUCGCUUUCGUUUCAAACCAAUUCCUCAGACACGGACAUGACCACGACGAUGGCUGUGACGACAUUUGACGUAUUCUCGAGCCAAAGCACGAUGCUUUCCCUUGAAUACAUCUCGGCAACGCUCAUUAGACGGAGCCACCUGAAGACGGACGGAGCGUGCCGCUGCAACCACAUGUUUUCCAACGUACAGUCGGUUCCGACCAUUCGAUCGUCCAACUCGAACGGAUUUGGUUUACGCUUUUCGAAGAAUAUGGACGAGUACUCGCUCUACUCUUUCAUAGCAAAGCUGCCAUCCAUACAUCUGAGCGUAAACGAGACGGAGUACGUGCACAUGAUGGCUCUCAGUGGAAUGGCCAGUCGAUUACUUGGAGUUUCACUCCCCCAAGAAACGCCUUCAACUCUGUCGACAACACCCAACGCGCCUCAAUUAUGCUGGCUAGCAAUGGAAGUGACAGUGCCUGAUGUCGUGCUGUCCCUUAGACCAUGGGGAGAAGUUGUCGUGAAAGAUGUGGCAUACACAAGUACAUCGUGCACAAGAGUCACUAUGACGACGACGUCAAUUGGUGCGCUCACAGUGUCGGACUUGCGCAAUCCGCACAUUCAAGUGCUGUCACUGCACGAGGGGCUCACGAUCGAUCAGGCCAGUUGUCCGCGUUCAGCAUUUGAGUUUUCAAACACGUUGAAUCUGAACGACAAGGACGCCAACCUUUUUCACAUCGCCGUACCGGAACGAAUCCAAUGUUCCAUAUCGGACAACUUCAUCAAGUCUGCUAUGCAGUGGAUUACAAAAGGGAAGUUGCACGUGUCACUGUCGAGUGGAAUCACUUCACCGACAAACCCCCGAAGAGAACGGAGCACUUCAUUUGUACCACGGGAUAUCACUCAAUGCUUGUCUGAGUCCAGUGUGUGGCUCGGUCAAGGCUUCGUUUUGGACGUGUACCACGAAGACGUUGGAGACGUCCACCGAUGCAACAUUUGCGCCGACAAGAUGUUACAUCUUGCUUCGUGGAAAACCUCUUUUGCUACGUUCACGAGUCAGGGGUAUGGUUCAGCCUGCGAAGUCACCUCUGACGUACGCGGCACUUUGAAGAACCUCCAGUUGAACGAUUGUGCUCAUACCUCUACUGGAGUGGAGUUGUGCCACCGUGCUAUUGUGUCUGGAACGCGCGAUGACAAUAUGCAGCAUGUCGAUUUCAGAUUGGCUUGGACUCAAGACUCAAAUGGACCGAAAUUCUUGACCCAGGUCCGGUUAGACGCCGUCGCCAUGACGUAUUUGCUACGAGUGCACAAACAAUUGGAUUACUUCUGUCGACACCACUUGUACUAUGCGCUGUACGAGCCGCUCAGCUCCAUCGAGGUGGCAAGUGUGUAUGCGGAGUACACCAAAUCUAUACCGGCAUCGCCGACUAACGAAGAGUACCCUGAGAUUCGAUGGGAAGUUGUUGCCCACGACCUUUCGUUGUCACUGCCUCGAAACUCUUGCUCAAAUGAAUCAGUUGUCUUGCGUAGCAGUAGCGCCAAGUUUCAAUCUUCCCCAGAAGCGACAGAAUUCCUGAGAAGUGGAUUGUUUAUCGAUGAAGGAGUGGACGAUAUUUUCGUGGAGACUGUCUCACGGCGCCAAGAACUGCGACGACUGGAGUUGAGACACCUGCGACGGAUUGUGAAAAAUCAACGGGCUAAGCUUCUCGUGACCCAGGCAAGGCUUCACGCCGAUUACAAGACAGCGACGAGGGAAUCGCAGCGUUUUAUGCAUGGUGGGGGUCGAGUCGAAUCGCUUCUUCAAGCAGAGCAAGCGUGCUCAAUAUUGAAGGCCAAGUUGGAAUCUGUCGAUGAGCACUUGGAGGAGUUGCACGAUCACCUCAAGUUUAUUGAAUCAGAAAUUGAAGCGACAAAAGUAUCAGAGGACGAAGUCAAAGUCGUGGGUCGAUAUCGCAGCCGUUCUCUCGACCUCAUCCAGAAUUCUGUUGCGAAAAUACCUGAGUACACAGCAGGAUCUCUGUUUGGCGCUGAAGAUGCAGCGUUUCACGAUGCAGCCGACGAAGACGUGACAUUCUCGGCAACCCCAUGGCUAUCUUUUGAGUUGAUCGGGCUCAGCGGGUGGACAGUCGAUCCUGUUUCGGGAGGGUUCGACACGAAACACCCCAUAUUUCAACAGGCGAUGGCAGAGUGCACUAUUGAUUUUCAGAAUAUACUGCACGACGCAAACGUAGCGUACUCGGUCCAAAAUAUCGGCAUUCGGUUCAAUGAAUGGAGCCUUGAAUUGCUUGAGUACCAGUAUGGUACAAUUAUCGGCAUGAUCUACGAAAAUUUCAAAGAAGCCAACAACAUUGUAAGUGAAAACCUGUGGUCGCGAUGUGCAUCUUGCGGUGGAUUCCACGACGACAGUGCGGUAUGCAACGUGGAUUGGCUCCGUGUGACAAUUGAUGUCUUGGAUGCCAGCCUCACCUUGCACAAAACCUAUUCUACUCCUGAGACGUCAACCAAGAUGGACCUCGAACAGCUCAGUAUUCAGGUCGCUAUGAAGACGAGCGACGAGCUCGACAUUGAUGUGUCCGUUAUGUCGCUCAACGUCUCGGACGUGCACGAACUAAUCCAAGACUACAUCAAACCAACCCAAUCGAUUCGUGACGUUCCCCAGGUCCGCUUGGCGUCCACAUCGACCUACACCGACUCAAAAUAUACUGUUCAAGUGGGCCAUUCGCACAUUGUGAUCUUGCCCAAGUCGCUGCAAAUUCUCUCGAGCUUUUUCACAUGGCCCUUUUGGAUGGCCGAGGACAAGGAUGAAACCGUGUUUGUCGCUGGCCCAGUGGUUGAGUGGGAAAUCAUGGAAGUUGCUGUGAUUUUCGACAAAGCUUGCUGCUUCUAUCUCUUGGAGAACUUUGCUAAGGUGGACACGCGCGCACUCGUUCUCAUGUCGGAGAUCAAACUCGACUACACGUGGUCUCAAAGCGCUCCUGACAAGACUAGCUCAACCAAGUUUGACUUGGCAAUGCAGCCUCGCGGCCUCUACUUUUCCACCUUGCCGGACUUGGCAGUGGAUGUGGACUUUCCCCUCAUGAACUCUUUUACGUUUCAGUACAUGCACUUGAUGGAGUACGUGCUCGAGCCGUCGCUUCAAGCGACUCAACGAUACGCCCUUUCCCUGUAUGCAGAGCAAAGCAACAUUCACGCCAUUCCUGUGGAAGCCCGCUUGUCCGUGCAGGAUUUUUUGCUGCUCGCGAACAUUGGCCACAACUACGCCAACACCAAAGCGAACAGUGUGUGCGGCCCCGAACUCACCACUGUUGUCGAAACACCUCGUGUUCUGAGCGAUAAAUUCUUGGCCGACAUUGGAGGGCUUCGCGUCGUCAUGGUGAACAACAGCCUCGGCGUCCCGAUCCUGGACGUGGUCAUGUCUGAAAUUGGAUGCGAAUACGAAAACACCGGCGACGCCGUUAUGAUUGUGGGCGGCAUUUUUCGCUGCAACUACUUCAAUAACAGCAUUUAUCGAUGGGAACCGCUCAUCGAACCAUUUAAGAUUCAGAGCGACAUUGUGCUGUCCAAAUCCCUCACGAUGCAGCUGAACUUUCCGUUUGCAUUCAACUUCAACUUGACACCGGCGAUGACCCCAAUCUUGUUCAUGGACAACUUGCUCUUGACUGACGACAUUGUCGCCAGUGGUGCCAAGGUCACGACGCCAUUUUGGCUGAAGAACAGUCUCGGGACCAGCGUCAAGUUUAGUUUUGCACACGGCCAAACGUUUAUCCAAGACACCGUCGAGCAUUCUCAAGUCGUUCCCAUAGAUUGCCGUGACAAAGUAACCCAUCUGCGCUCAUUCGACAAGGCCAGUGAGCUAGAUGCGUUGCUGUACCAGAAAAACUCGCUCACGGCGCAACAUUCUUUAUUCAUUUGGGUAACUGGGUCCAUGUGGAUGAGCGCCCACCCAGUGACAGUGGAUGUUGUGGGCCAUAUCUCGAUCUGCUUAAAACUCAAGGACGACGCCACCGCUCCGCCCGAUGAAAACGUUCCAUGCCCAGUCAUUGCUGCCGAGAUUAGCUUACAAGAAGAUGGGAGUAAGCUGAUCCACAUUCACUCGCAGGUGCUCAUUGCAAACGAAACAUCGUUGCCGUUGAUCGUAUGGGGAUAUGCUCCACCCGGCAUGAUCGAAGAGUGGAUUGUCGACCGCGAGUCGACGUCUUACGUCCCCCUCCAUCUCAUCCACCCUGAAGCGCGGUUGAGUGUUCGUCCGUCCCUCGAUACUGACUACGCGCCACUUGCGUCCACGUUUGGAGAGUUUGAUAUGGAUAUCAAGUCGUCUCAGUUAAGCUUCGACACUCAACGGAAGCGCUUCAUUCGGACGGGAACUUGUAUAUGCAAGCACAAACCGAACGAUUCGACAUCGGCCGUCAUGGCCAUGCAACUGUUGCCUGGAAUGGUUGUGCGCGAACUGCCCCCGUGGCAUUGUGUGUUUGAUGUGGAAGCGUUUGCGUUGAUCAACACAGCUGUCGAUUCCAGUGCGACUACCUUGCGUCGUGGGUCAACGACAGUGGCAGCGGACUCAGAAGAAGACGACAUUGAUGUUUUCGAAGCACUGUUAAAACUAGAAGACGAGGAGAGCAGCACCCUUGCAAAGUCUCAACCGGUUGUCGAUGUGUUGGAGGAAGCAAAGCAAGCCAAGCACGUCCAAGGCAUGAAGUUGGAGCACUUUGCACACGUAUUGACUCUAAAGCCUUGCCUAACGCUGCACAACAGACUGGCGUGCCCAGUUGCGUACCGCAUUUUGGAGCAAUCUUUGCAGCUCGUUGCAGAAGGCAUUUUGGGGGUAGGGGCCAUCCUUCCGCUGUUCCAGAUCAAUCUGCACGAAGAAAUUUUUGUGUCAUAUCGCCUGGAAAAUUACAACUGGAGCGAACCAGUGACGAUGGUGCAUCCGAAGCAUUGCCCACUUCCAUACAAGGAAUCAAUUCUAAGCAUUCGAAUCACAGGGAGAACCUUUCCUGAUGCGGCGAAUUACAAGAACGCCCAAGUCCCAGAACUGCAAUUGAAGUUAAAGCGACGAGAUCGAGAUGUUAUUGUGUACAGUCCGCUGUGGAUUGUAAAUCACGCGGGCAUGCCAUUGGAAUACUGUGAUGCCUUGAGCCGGAAAUCCUUGGAAACUGCGUUAACAUUUGUCCACAACCGGCCAGCCUCGCUGGCCAGCACAUGCUUUGUUCGGCGGCAGACGACGUUAACGUCACCCAUGGCAGUGCCAGAAGACUUUCAUUUGUUUGAAAAGUCCGCGUCAAUUGUUCCCGUGGCCAUCUACGUCGUCGUCAAGGAAGCCCGGAACUUGAUCAAUUCACACAAAUUCGUUGGUACGCAAAACCCGUACAUCCGUGCGUCGCUCUUUAUCCCGAAGCAAACGAAGAACGAAGACCUGGUCGACAGUCUAUUUUGUUUUGCAAUGACCAGAGCGCACAUCGGUGGGGGCCAAAACCCGAAAUUCAAGAUGAACAACACCAUGUACCUUCCCUUUCCGGAAGAGCUUGGAACGUAUCAGCUCCAGUUUGCCCGUAUUGUGGUCGAAGUCCGAUCUGUAUGGUAUGGCUCUGAAUCUUUGUUAGGCAUCGUGACACUUCCGUUGUCUGAAGUCAUGUCAAACCGCGAUGUGUAUGCCGGAUUUCAAUGGCACGAACUCGUGAAGAAGAAAUCUUCGUCAAAAAAGGGCCCUGCUGAAGCCGUGUCGGCAGGUCAAGUUGAGAUGUCCAUCACACUCGCAACGAAACACUUUAUUGAGAACCACGCCGAAUCCGAUAACAUGUGGGGAACAGUUUUGACGACGCCACGCCAACAAAUGCGCAAAUCGCUUCAGUCACAUGGAGACACCGCGUACAACCUCACCGUGUACCUUCCAACGAACCGGUUUACGUCCGUGGAGGUCUCGGUCCUUCCAAGCACGACAGUCAUGGAGAUUGUUAAAAAGGUAGCAAACCUUGGAGGAUUUAUCAUGGCGCCGGAUGACUACAUCUUGGUGGAACUCCUCUUGCCACGGUUUGUGUCGCUGCGAAGUGCUGGACGACCUGAGGCCGAGCGUUGGUUCGGGUCUGUCUUGACGGACAAGCUUAGCCCUAUUCAAGUACUAGGCAAGAAAUUUGGAGUUCACUUGUGCCACCGCAGCAUAUUCAACACUAUCCGACUUUACGAUGAAAGCAGCACGGCCAGUAUCCACCACACAACCCCUCGAUCUCUCUUGCAGCACCGCCAACCUGCUCAAAACAUUCCAGUCGAGUGGGCCGAAGCAAUCAAUUUUGGAUCCAAAUCGGGGUCCUCGUGGGAUUCUCUGAGAGUGAAAACGUUCAAAUCAGGGUGGUCAGAUGCAGUUCGUAUUCAUAGGAACGCGCUUGGCAACUCUGGCGUCGCGCAACUGCUGACGUUGGUCGAAGAAAACGAGCAAUCACGGCUGAACCCGAGCAAACAAAUUGAACUUGCGUUGUGGAGUUCGUACGGACCGGGAGCAUUCAGUGAAACAAUUGUGACAACCAUCGUGCCGCGCUACGUCCUGAUUAAUCAAACGUCUCACCCGCUAUGGUACCGACAGCACAACUGCCACAUCGUCAUGACGUUGCAUGUCAACGACAUGAAACCAUUUCACUGGGACAAAGCAGACGAGCAAAAGAAGCGAAUUGAAGUUACGUUUGCUGAAGGUGAAAUGGACUGGUCAGGACCAUUCACAAUUCAUUCCCUUGGCUCGAUAUAUCUCAAACUGCGGGGCAAGUCCAACGUGCACAGCAUUUACAUCUUGCAAGCCCAACUUGACAUGGUUGGCGGGUCAAUUGUUUGCGUAUUUCGAGACGAAAGCAAGCGAUGGCCGCCGUACCGGAUCGACAACUUUACGUCGUUCCGUCUUCAAUUCCACCAGACGCACUGGAACAAAGACGUGUGGGACGAAGUGCAACCUCGCAGCUCGGUCCCAUAUUCAUGGGACAACCAUGAGGGCCGUCAAGUAAUUUCGGCCGACGGAAAUCAAACCCUGGUACUGGAACGAUACCUGGACGUGCGCUUCAUGCAAGUGUCAUCGUCUUUGGCGCUGGAUGUGAGCAAUGCCGUUGUGGACACGAAGGAGUACAACUUAGACAUGAUGCAAAAACACAAACGUAUCCAACUCACGCGGUCGCUUCCAGCAUCACUCUUUGACGGGUGUCCGGUGCAAGGGGCGUUGCUGAAGAAGGACAACGCGAUCAACUGGAGCAAGCGGUACUUCCGUCUACAUGACCACAUGGUGUAUUAUUUCAUGACAGAAAAUGAUCACGCAUUGCGUGGUGUCAUUGAUUUGGGAGUGAAUCAAUUGGCAAACGAAAGUGCAGUGCUUUACUUGAAGGGCUGGUCGAAGCAGCGCUACAAGCAGACUCAGUUUACCAAAGUGGCGAACCCGUUGCAAAGUAUGGCGAAAAGUAUCACAGAGACUCUCUUUGGCGAAGAAGCGAAACCCUCCGAUGCUCCUUCCUCGCAACACUGCGAGGAAUACUUCUUGUGGAUUGGGACCCUCAUCCGCAUGUCUGACAUGAUGGUGACGAAAGCUACUCAGUGGCUCCAAGCAUUGACAUUAAACGGGACGGAAUUGUCGCCGUCCCAGCUGUUCCUCGCCUCUGGCACGGAUGUGGUGCAAUUUUUGCUACUCGAGCAACUGGCCAGUAACGUGUCGUCAAGCUUGGAUAUUGCCCAACAACUCCUGUACUAUGGAGUCCUGGGCCUGUGGAAUCCACCUCCAGACAUUGACUUCGACAACAUUCAGUUCGAAAGUGGUGGGACGUUGUAUCGCGUGCUGACACCCACUCCCGCCGCUCCUUCGUCACGCGAAUUUUCGAUCAGCACCCCAGGCAAAACGUAUCACUUGCGGGCAGACUCCCCCGAAGAUGCAGCUGUGUGGUGCCGCAGCAUUCGUGAUGCCAUCAUCCAUGCUAUGCACAAAGCCCACACGGUAAAUAACUCCCACGCCCACGUCGACAAUGGUCAGCAGGAUUCGAAGACAACGACUAAAACUUACGUGUACGCUCGUGUGCGGGCGGACGGCCCGACCAAAGUGCUUGAGUUUACAGAAGGGGGCGAAGAAGAUGAAGAAUAUGGAAUGAUGCCUCUGGGCCAAAUCAGUCGCAUUGAAGAAUCCCCCACGGACACCAACGAGAAUGCGGUCGAGUGGCUCAAGAAUGUACAUUUGAGCGUCAAUCUCACAAGCAUUGGGCUCAGUUGCGUCAACGAAAAACCCAUGGAAUUGAUUUACAUGAGCUUGCAGGGCGUGGGACUCACGUUUGUCCGAAAUGAAAACAAGAUGCGCUUUGGCGUGACAUGGCAAGACAUUCAAGCCGACAAUCAAGUCCCAGAAGCAACUUUCCAAACAUUGCUGUGCUCCAAGCAACGUGAAGUUGCAGAUGAGUUACAGCAAGUGUGCAGAGACUGCGGGACGCCCCAAUACCAAGCAGCGUUUCACUUUUGCUGUGGAUGGAGCAAUGAGCAAGGAUCGACCGACUAUUUCGAGUACUGCUCCGUCUAUAUUGCGCCGAUUUUGCUUCAACUGGACGAAGAGCUUGUGUCGCUCAUCCGAGACUUCAUUGCUGCGGUAUUGCUGCAUCAAAAUGGCAUUCAUCGACGAGAGUUGAGUGAUACCAUUCAAAGCACCCCGUUUAUAAACACAAGUCAAGUGCAGGACGAUUUCAAAUUGGCAAUAGAAUGCGAAGAGCUCGACCCCCUCAACAGUUCCAGACUACUUGAAACGCACACAGUGUCAUCUUCCGAGCGCAAGGUGUACUUUGCUGUCUUGAACAUCCAUCCCGUCGAAUUGGACAUUACGUUCCGCAGCGACGUGAUUGGAGACCGCUUCAAGGACAGCGAACAGCUACUAGACGAUGAAGUCAACUUGGAAAAUGUCGCCGCAUGGAUUCCAAGUUUGAGCAUGCAUGUGCCCGAUUUGGAUAACGCCCCCAUUCGAUUAAACGCCCUCGUCGUCGAGCAUGCGUUUGGCACUAGCAGCGACGUCACGCGACGAGUGUCUAAAUACUACACACGUCAGCUGUGGAAGCAAGUGCACAAAGUGCUGGGGUCGUUUGACUUUUUGGGAAACCCAGCUGGCUUGCUAGAUCAUUUGGGCACAGCGGUGAGGGAUUUGAUUGUCGAACCGUUUGAAGGUGCACGGGCUGGAACUGGGAUUGCUGGCAGUGGGUUGGGCUUUGGAAAAGGAUUGGCCAAAGGCGCCACGAGCUUUGUGACCAAUUUCAUCGAUGGCACGUCGGACGCAACAUCGAAGGUGACCGGGACAUUUGGGCAAGGCUUAGCGACCAUGAGUUUGGACGGCCAUUACCAAAAAAUUCGCGCUAAAGCUCGACGACGGCAUGUUUAUGGAUUCAAGGAGGGAAUUAUUCAAGGAUCCAAGGAGCUUACGAUUGGUAUGGUCGAAGGUGUCACUGGCGUGGUGAUGAAUCCGCUUCGUGGAGCCCAAACUAACGGUCCGAUGGGUUUUCUCAAAGGCACAGUGACUGGUUUGCUUGGUUUACCAAUGAAACCUGUCGCGGGCGUGUUCGAUUUCGCAUCCCGGGCAACCCAAGGCAUUCGGAAUAGAUCGGUGCACCAUGGCCGUCGAGGGUACACCAAGUUUUUGCUUUAAAAGUGUGCUAACAGUUUGUCUAGACUGCGGCUUCCACGAGUGUUUGGUCGUUUCAACGAGCUCAAAUUUUACCGGGAAGAAGAUGUCGUGGCACACAUGCUUGUUCGCAAAACGGAGACAGACGAGAAGAUCAUUUAUCAUUCCCACUUGGACCAAAUGGUUCAUGUGCAUGAAUUGGCCGAAGAAGCGCGCGCGAGACAAUCGAUGGUGCCGCUGCAUCGUCAAGUGAUGAAAAUGCAGCGCUACGAGACGUCUCAAGAUGACGUGGAGCGUGGCAAGCGAGCCGUGUAUACCGUUGUGUUUACCAAAAAGAGUCUGGGUUUGGAGCUCGAAACGGACUUUUAUGGCGAGGCAGUCAUCAUCAAAAAUUGCUUGGAUCGAUCUUCCAUCCAAGAAGCGCAAACUACGAGCCGCGACGUCACGUCCAAGCUAUUGCAGGCUGGCGAUGUCCUGAUUCAACUGGGCGACGUAAAUGUUCGAAACAUUGGGUUCCGUGAAACGAUUGCCCUGAUCAAAGGGUCGAGUCGGCCAGUGACCCUCACGUUUGAGAGCUGCGACGUGUUUGACGACGACGACGAGUCCCCUGUCGACGUGAAGUACAUUUACUCACCCAACGCGGCGUCUGUCGCAACUGCUACGACACACCAGUCUCCACACUCUGCGUCGCUGAAAGUCCGACAAACUCACUGGGUGAUUAUCACUGACAAGCGUGUGCUGUACAUUCAACUGGACAGCGACAGCAUCCUGGACGAUGCGAUCUUGGAGUGGUCGGUUCCGUUGCGUUCGAUUCACUCGAUUGAAGUGCUAGAAGACGCGAUUCAGCUGCAUUUGCGAGUUGGUGUGAACAGCAUCUUCACCGGCCCACUCCGGCGACCUGAGUGGAAGCACGAAACUCCCCAUGCGGUGGAAACGAUGAAUGUAUUUUAUCAUGCGAUGAAGAAGAGCUUUCGCAUGAAUGCAGACCUGGCCGACGUCCAAGAAGUGUACCCUUCCGAUACGUCAUUUUCGAGCAUACUACGCGUCGCCGUCUCGGGCACGACCAAGCGGCGGCGGUGGUGCGUCUUGAGUCGCAACUGUUUGUACGUAUUUGCAAUGUAUCCUCGCAAGACAUUGCGGUUGGUGGUGCCACUUGGUCGGGUGGCGGUCACAAAAGACUCGGCGCUGUCGUGGAAGAUUCAAUGUGGCGUGCAAAACGAGACGAUACCGGUCCUGCAAGUGGAUGGUCCGUCCUUGUCGGAGAAAAUGGUGGCGGACCUGACGCUGAUCACGGAAAAGCCCGAGGAAGUCGAAAUGUGGAUGUCGGCGCUGCAACAUGCAGCCGGCAAGGGCAUGCGCCAUUCCAAAGGCACGCGUUUCUACGCGGCAACGGGAGCCACGAUGCUCUCCAUCGGGUGCAAAGAAACCAAAGCGUACGUGGUCGUCCAGCUCGUCGAUGCGUUGAAGAAAACCCUCGCGGUGUUCAAGGAAGGAUGAGGUGCACAAGCAAUCCAGACUAAUUAAUAUCCGAGUGCGCCACAUUGUCGCUAUUGCCUGGAUUUUGUUGAGUGCAUCAUGCAUCCAUUAGAGUGUACGUUGCCAGGCAUGACUCAUUGCUUGUUAAGCACACCCUGUCAAUGGUACAGACGAGUACACGUCAAGGCAGGAAUUAAGUCAGCCAACGGAGGGCCAUCGCAGUCG